Cyprinus carpio (common carp) is the source of this 2724-nucleotide messenger RNA. RefSeq names its product cytokine receptor family member b2 (gene crfb2). The record is from RefSeq and is a predicted model, not a curated record. NCBI's taxonomy places the organism in Eukaryota, Metazoa, Chordata, Actinopteri, Cypriniformes, Cyprinidae. Gene Ontology annotation, molecular function: protein binding.
CAUCUCUGCUCAGACUCGAAACAACAGGAAGACAAAACCGGAAAUGGUAUUAGAUUAAAGAAAAUGAAAGUGUGUGAACACACUGUGAAUUCUUUUUCAAUUGAAUUUCAAAAGAAAGUAUAUAAUGUGGCAGUAUUUAAAAAGUAUAAUGUGAGAAAGGGGAAUAGAACCUGUGAAAAAUAAACUACGGGAUGUAUCUGGCAGAACAGAUGAGAAACAACUGAUUGAUCAAUAUCACGCAACCGUUGCAAAAUGUAUGUAAUAGCAAGGAUACUAACAACCAUCGCUUUGUUUCACCUGGGAUUGUGCAUGGACUUACCUGCCCCUGUACAUCUGGUCCUGUCUUCACGAUAUUUUGUCCACUUGUUGUCCUGGAAAAUGGGGCCAGGCUCUCCUGAUGGUGUCCACUAUACAGUCAGCGUGCUUGCACUCAACGGGGGGGACGUGGUGGUGAAGGAGUGUGAAAAGGUCACGUUUCCUCUGCAGUGUAAUCUCACAGAAGCCUUUUCUAAUGUGGACGACACCUAUUACGUCAGUGUGUCUGCUGCUCUGGGCAACCGCACCUCACCAACUUCCUCCUGCGACCCAUUCAAACCCACUCUUAACACGACCAUUGAGCCUCCGCUGCUGACAGUAACUGCAUAUAAUCAGGCGCUCUGUAUAAGUCUCAGAGCACCUGCUGAGAAUCUCCACAGUGUCUACGAUUCAGACAGGUUUCAAUAUAGAUUGACGGUCAGCAGUGAAGAUGGAACAGAGUUUCAUAGGAUUACAGGAAGGUUACAGAAUGUGACCAUAGAGGACCUGGCCCCUGGCCGAAGAUACUGUGUGAAUGUCAGUGUCAUUGAUCACAGCCCACCCAACAGACCAGCAGUAUGCGCCUCCAUCCCCAAAAGAGCAAAUGUUAAAGAUGCCAUAAUCUCUGUUUUCCUGUGUCUGCUGAUGUUGCUGUUAGUGAUGUGUACACCAAGAUUUUUUCCUCGCUGUUUCUGUCUAAAAAGAGAUCUUCCUCCAGUUCUGAGUUCGUUUCAGAGUGGGAAUAAAGUUCUUCUUGUCACUGAUGGUGAAUCGAUUACCAAGCUCUGUGAGGGGAGAAACUCCAUCAACAAGAUAAAGACAAACAGAGAGGAAGAUGACAUGGAAGAAGAAGAAGAGGAAGUUUUGAAAUAUGAGAGACUAGUGGCACAGUAUCUGAGCACUCGAGGUUCCCCACUCUCUGUUUUUCCAGUGUCACCUAGCUCUGUUUUGCCUAUGAAUCAAACUCCAGAUACAAGCCUCGCGUCUUCCACAGAUGCUCAGAGUGGUAGUCUGAUAGUGUUUGAAGGCAACCAUAUCCAUACUGAACCAACAGCCUCUCCUAGGCUCGCUAAAGGAACGAGUGCACUUCAGAAUUUAAUUUCUAUUUUACCCACACAAGUGGAGAAUGAAGACGGAGACAGCAGUACAGAUGUAAACCUGUUUUCUGUGAUGUUAGGAGGAGCUUCUGAUAAAGCUGAACCUGAUAAAAUCUGCAAUACUGAAGAUGUGCAGGAAUCAUGUCCUCAGCACCUGGUACAAACCUGUGCUACAUCUACCUGGAUUUCAGAUUCACAGUCCCAAAACUCUGAGUCCAUUCAGAUGAACAUUUUAGAGGAAAAAGAAGAAGAAGAAGAUGAUGAUGAUGAUUCAGGGUACUUAAGUCGAAAUUAGAUUCCUCAGGAAACGAACAGUCUGAGAGUAGAUAUGGGAAUCUAAAACCACACACAAGCAUUCUGAAAUACUGGUUAUAUAAAGAGAUGUAUACUGUAUUUUUAUACGUUAUUGAUUUUUUGUAUUUUAAGUGUUUUUAUUAUUUUUAUUAUUAUUAUCUUUCAAUAUGCAUUUCAGUCUGAUGAGAUCAUGGCAUACCAACAUGUAUUACUCUUAUUUUUCUGGAUGAGGAACAAGUGUUUAUUGAAGACAUGUUGACCCGCCACCAAGUUUUCUUAGGGGAAACACUUUGCUCUUAGGUAUUUCCAAGUGAAUAAAGAUGCGAAUUAGUGUAGUGAUGAAAUAUUUUUCAUUAACAGAACAUCUGAGUUGUCAUCUCAGUCCUGUGGUCAUUCUUACACAAUGUGAAUGCAAUUAAUAGGGCUUUUAUUUUGAAAUGUAGCACCACGGGCCAAGCAGGAUUUGGAAAAGGAGAUGGUGUAAUCGAAAAACUAAUGAAUAUGAGAUUUUACUACGAAGAAUAUAAAUGUAAAGUGCUGUUAUUGAAAUUCUUAAUAGUAAGAAAUAAACUGGAGAGCUCUCUUAUUCAAAUGUAAUAGCAGUACUAGUAAUAAUCAAAUUACUGAUGAGAAUUUAGCUCUCUAAUUGAUGGACACAGAGCCAGUGCCAAUAACAGCACUAUAGAGUGCAAUAUUCUCCAAAUUAAAAAGCCGUUUAUUUUCUUCAUAGGAAAAUAGAUAAAAGUGUUGGAUUAACUUCCUAUUUUCACUCAACACAAACUGGUAAAAAAAAAAAAAUGUAUAGCCUGAAUGCAAUUGCCACUGAAAGAAAUCGGCAUCUAGAAUGUUGUUACAGCAUCUUGAUCGUCUUGACUAAUAUUUGACUUCAAACUGAUAUCAAGGUGCCCGCUGGGAUAUUGUUUCUGGAGCCUAUUUACAAUCAACAACUUUAAAUGGAUCAUUUUUUAUUUGUCAUUUGCAACGGUUCAUGGGAUUGAAGUUCUUCCCCUCAUUAAAGCAUUAAGUACACAGUCUUGUA